UAUCGCUAUCUACCAGUUGACAUACGUUUGUGCCUUCAUCACACUCCGCCUCCACACUCAAAGUAGAAUCAACGCCUUAGGGCUACACUACUGCAAUACCUCUUCGUUGCUGAUUCUUGACGGUUGAGGAUAGCGCAAGCGCGCAAUACGUAACCGGAGAGAUGCCCAACUUCAAAGCCAUCUUCACCAAGGCAUACUGGACAUUUGCCAUCCUAGGCAUAAUAUGGGCGGCUUUCGUAGGGCUGUUAGUGAACCCUACGGCACAAAGACACGCUCUCUACGCCCAUAAGUUCCAAACUUCCUUCUUGCAUAACGUUUCUAACCCUGAGGAAUUCGGAUUUGCGAAGGGCCAGGUUCAACCUUUCUGGCUUACUACUGCGGAUCAAGAGAAGCUGUUUUGCUGGCAUGUGCUUCCUUUAGAUGUUUAUCUUGAAAAUGAACACGAGCUUUACACUAAGGCUGUUUCGGGAGAAAUUGUAGAUGAGUUGAAGGGGACGGUUGGGGAGAAGCUGUUGAGUAGUGACCCGGAGAGUAGAGUCGUGGUUAACUUUCAUGGUAAUGCCGGUCACAUAGCCCAAGGACAUCGCCCAUCAACUUACCGCUCCAUCUCCGGCAUCCCGAAAACUCACCUGCUUACGUGCGACUACCGCGGCUUUGGUCUAUCUACCCUAAACAAUAACCCUCACAUCCCCACGGAAACUGGUCUCAUAACUGACGCCACUUCCUUGAUAUCCUACCUCAAUGACAACCUUGCUCACCCAAGCACCCGCACCGUCCUCCUAGGCCAAAGUCUCGGUACCGCCGUAACAUCAGCAGCAGCCCUCUACUUCACCCAACCAACAUCUGAACUUAUUCCUGCCAUAUCGUACCCAUCCGCCAUGGCGAGUUCUAAACGGCAAUUUGAUGGGUUCGCUGGCAUAGUGCUAGUAGCACCCUUCACCUCCUUGCCCCAACUCCUCAAGACAUACAAAAUUGGUGGCAUCUUCCCCGUCCUAAAACCACUACAAUCCUACCCCAGAAUAGCAAACUUUCUCACAUCUCGCAUCAUCGAUCAAUGGCCCACACUUCUCCGUCUGCGGACUUUGAUCUCGGCACCUUCCAGCAAGAAGAACGGGUUCCGCAUCACCCUCCUACACGCGCGCAACGACCAGGAUAUCACGUACUGGGAAUCCGAAGCCUUGUUCGAGCCACUGGCCUCUCAGAUGCUGGGAGAGGAAGGUGUUGUCGCAGAGGAAGAAAGAAGGACGAUUCAGGGUGGUGAUAGAGUGAAGAGGGGGGCUUUUGCGUAUAAGAAGGUGGAGGAUGAUAAGGGGCAUAGAAUGGUGGAGCUGGAGGUUGUAAGGUUUGGUGGGCACAACGAGGUUGUUGGGUGGACGCAGGUUAGUCUUGCGGUUAGGAGAGCCUUUGCGAGGAAGACGUUGAGGCCGGGGUUAGACGUGGAGUAAUUCUUUGGAGCAAUCAGGGAUAGGAAAGAACAGGGAGGACAUGGAUUGGGUUGGUGAAACUGGAGCUGUUGAGGGGAUAUCAUUCGUCGUCGUGUGGCGGCGUUAUAUACUACAUGUACAAUACUUCUACACCUUUCUACCCAUUCAUCCCACAAGAAAUGCGCCAGACGUCCGUCAAUGUAGAUAGAUGUAGGCUUCUAGCCUUUAGAUAAUGAAAAGCUUGUU
Molecule: messenger RNA, 1670 nt
Organism: Alternaria alternata
Lineage: Eukaryota; Fungi; Ascomycota; Dothideomycetes; Pleosporales; Pleosporaceae
Product: alpha/beta-hydrolase
Exons: 4
Coding region: 162-1445 (427 amino acids)
Source: RefSeq, a predicted model, not a curated record